Messenger RNA from Verticillium alfalfae VaMs.102, 2715 nucleotides. Its product is annotated as WD repeat-containing protein. Gene Ontology annotation, molecular function: peptidase activity; protein binding. NCBI's taxonomy places the organism in Eukaryota, Fungi, Ascomycota, Sordariomycetes, Glomerellales, Plectosphaerellaceae. The transcript is spliced from 2 exons. Gene Ontology annotation, biological process: proteolysis; glutathione catabolic process. The coding region runs from base 1 to 2715 and encodes 904 amino acids. The record is from RefSeq and is a predicted model, not a curated record.
AUGCCAUCUGCACUUGUUGCUUCCGAUCUGUCUACCAGCUUCGGCACCGACCCAGACGACUGCCCUCAGCUGGCGCCCGAUCUCCUCCACAAUCUGCGACACGAUAGCUCCGUGCUCUGCCUCGCCGUCUGCGAACGAACCGAGUCUAUAUACGCCGGCACUCAGGAUGGCGAGAUUGUCGUCUGGUCUCUUGCCACCUUUCAGCAGGUCCACAAGAUUCAAGCACACAAGCGCAGCGUCCUUUCCCUCUUCCUCUCCGACGAUGGUUCCAUGCUCUUCUCCAGCGCCGGCGACCCCAUCAUCAACGCCUGGUGCCCCGCCUCCCUGAAGCGCCUGUUCGAGAUCUAUAGCACCUACGAUGUUGGCGACAUCUUCUCCGUCGCCUACAGCACACAUAACGAGACCCUCUACAUCGGCGCACAGAAUACCUCCAUCCAGUGGGUCAACCUUAAGGACCCCAGGAACCGCGCCAUGCACGAGUCUGCCACCCACCCAGAUCGCAGGAAUCACCGCUUCUUCGACUCGCGAGCAGUCGGUGGCACCUCGACACCCCGUCGCAACGAUGACCGCUGGACGCUGAUACCCAAAUCGGAAAAAGUCGUCGAGGUUCCCUCCGGCGCUGUUCACAUGUUCGCCCACUACGGCUACGUAUACUGCAUGCUCCUUGUCAAAGGACCUACCAUGUUGGUGGAUGCCGACGAGGAGGUCCUCAUAUCAGGCGGAGGCGAUGGCACAAUCAAGGUGUGGAAGAUUGGUGCCGGAGACGGAAGUGACACGGAAGAUCCCGACGACGGCGAGGCUGGUCUCGAAGAGAUUAUGGUCCUCGGCACGGACGAGGGCGAGUCUGUCAUGUCCCUUGCCAUUGACGGCUCCUUCCUGUACGCCGGCAAGCUGCAAGGCAUCAUUGAGCUGUGGGAUCUCGACACCAAGUCCAAGUUGCGUGUCAUCAAGAGUCAUAGAGGCGACGUCAUGUCCCUGCACAUGAACUGGGGGUACCUGUGGAGCGCCUCUGUGACGGGCACUGCCAGUAAACACAGUACCGUUCACUAUGGCGAGUUUCAGGAGUCGCAGGUCGAGAACGUCAGCCAAAAGUACCAGUGCCUCGCACGCUGGAAAGCACACGAGGGCAAGAUUCUCGCCUCGGCCGCCACGACGUACAACGGCAAGCAGUACUAUAUCACGGGUGCCAACGAUAAUGAUGUCGCUAUUUGGAGGAUCGAUAAGAAGUGCGCCACCGACAUUCCGUCGGCGGAAGAGUCGGAGGAUGUCAUGCUGUCAGCGUUGCAAGAAUUCGUCUCGUACAAGACCAUUUCCUCGCGUCCCGAGUUUGCCGAGGACUGCCACCGCGGCGCUACAUUCCUUGGCUCGCUGUUCAAGCGCCUUGGUGGUCAGGUCGACAUGUUGAGCUGCGACAGCAACCCCCAUAACCCCGUCGUGCUUGCGCAGUUCAACGGCACACAAGAAUCGUCCAAGAAGAAGCGCAUCUUGUUCUACGGACACUACGAUGUCGUCACUGCUGAUGCGAAAAAGAGUAAGUGGAAUACCGAUCCCUUCCAGAUGAAGGGCAUCAAUGGUUACCUCUACGGCCGAGGUGUCAGCGAUAACAAGGGCCCCAUCAUUGCGGCGCUCUACGCAGUGACAGACCUACUGCAGGCAAAGAAGCUGGAGAACGAUGUCGUCUUUCUCAUCGAAGGCGAGGAGGAGUCCGCAUCCAGAGGGUUCAAGGAGACGGUCCGCGAAUACAAGGAGCUCAUUGGCAAGGUUGACUACAUCCUCCUUGCCAACAGCUACUGGCUCGACGACGAGGUUCCUUGCCUGACGUACGGUCUGCGUGGUGUGCUCCACGCAACGGUCUGCGUCGAGUCCCCGUUGCCUGAUCUGCACUCUGGUGUGGACGGUUCAUACAUGAACGACGAGCCCUUGUCAGACCUGACCUCAACAUUGUCCAAGCUCAAGGGAGCUGGCAACCGCGUCAUGGUCCCCGGAUUCUACGACAAUAUUCUUCCAGUCACGCCAGUGGAGGAGACGCGAUACGAUGAGAUCGCAUCGCUACUUAUGAAGCGUAAACCUGAGCGCGGGCCUGAAGCGAAACUCAAACAAGCGCUCAUGGCAAGGUGGCGAGAGCCCAACCUCACCAUCCACCGCUACAAGGUAUCUGGACCCGACGGCAGUCUCGUCAGUAGCCACGCCAGUGCCAAUAUCAGCUUACGGCUCGUACCGGGACAAGAGGUGGACGAUGUCAUUACAUCAUUGACUGCGUUUCUGGAGGCUGGGUUUGCGACGCUCAACUCGGAAAACAAAAUGACCGUCAAGAUCGACAACAAGGCAGAGCCCUGGCUCGGUAACCCGAACAAUGUCAUCUUCCGCACGCUCGAGGAGGCCGUCAUGAAGGCCUGGGCUCCGGCUUUUGCGCCACAAAACGGUGCCGAGGAGUCGAGUGAGGACGAGUCUUCCGAAGAGGUUGACGACAUCGAGGAAGCUACACCUGAUGGUGCCAAGGAGGUCCGUGUGUCGAGGCCGAAGAAGCCUCUGUAUAUUCGCGAGGGUGGCUCCAUUCCUGCUAUCCGAUUCCUGGAGAAGGAAUUCGGAGCACCAGCGGCACAUUUGCCAUGCGGACAGGCGACCGAUUCGGCGCAUCUUGACAAUGAGCGGCUGCGAGUAUUGAAUCUGCUGAAAAGCCGGGAGAUUUUCGGAAUGGUAUUUGCCAGGCUGUAG